This is a messenger RNA of Caenorhabditis bovis, 2034 nucleotides long. NCBI's taxonomy places the organism in Eukaryota, Metazoa, Nematoda, Chromadorea, Rhabditida, Rhabditidae. The record is from the annotation of a GenBank genome assembly.
AUGUCUCCGCCACCAAAGAUUGACGAGUUGAUGAAAAUCGACCCGUAUUUGAACGAUUUUCGAGGAGAGAUAUCGCGUAGAUAUGGGGUAUUUGAAGAGUAUCACAAGAAAAUAGAAGAGUGUGGUGGCAUUGAGCAAUUCACAACGGCUUAUCGCGAGUUUGGAAUCAAUGUACAGCCAGACAACUCGAUCAAAUGUUUGGAGUGGGCGCCAGCUGCUGAGAAGCUCGCCCUUGUCGGAGACUUCAACAAUUGGGACCAGAAUGCCCAUGUUUAUAAAAGGGAAGAGCACGGAAAAUGGAGUUUGACGAUUCCCGCGAAAUCGGAUGGAUCGUGCGCCAUAGAUCAUCUGUCAGUUAUCAAAAUCGCUGUGACUCAUCAUGGCGAGACGAAGCUGAAACUCAGCCCGUGGGCGACGUAUGUGACAUGUCCAAGACCAAAAGAGACGGUCAUUUAUCACCAGGAAUUCUACAACCCACCAACUCGUUAUCAACUCACUCAACCACGCCCAAAAAAGCCUGAAUCGUUGAGAAUUUACGAGGCUCAUGUAGGAAUCUCGAGUCCUGAAGGGAAAAUCAAUUCGUACCGCUCGUUUGCCGAUGAUGUGCUGCCGAGAAUCCACAAACAAGGCUACAAUACAAUUCAGCUUAUGGCCGUUAUGGAGCAUGUUUACUACGCUUCGUUUGGAUAUCAGGUUACCAGCUUCUUUGCGACGUCCAGUCGUUGCGGAACACCGGACGAUGUGAAAUACAUGGUCGAUAAAGCGCACUCGUUGGGAAUCACAAUGCUUCUUGAUGUGGUUCAUUCGCAUGCUUCGAAAAAUGUCGAGGAUGGUUUGAACCAAUGGGAUGGAUCAAAUGGAGGGUAUUUCCAUGACAACGCGAGAGGAUACCAUAAUUUGUGGGAUUCGCGCCUCUUUGAUUAUACCCAAAUUGAGACGCUUCGCUUCCUUCUAUCAAACUUGCGCUGGUGGAUUGAAGAGUUUGGGUUUGACGGCUUCCGAUUCGACGGUGUCACUUCAAUGGUCUAUCAUUCGCACGGAAUGAACGACUCAUUUGCUGGAGGAUAUCCAAUGUAUUUUGGAUUGAACGCCGACACCGAUUCACUCGUCUAUUUGAUGCUUGCCAAUGAUUUUCUUCACAAGAAAUUCCCGAACAUGAUCACAAUUGCCGAAGAAGUUUCGGGAAUGCCGGGAAUGUGUCGUCCUGUUGAGGAAGGCGGUCAGGGAUUCGACUAUCGUCUUGCCAUGGCCAUUCCGGAUAUGUGGAUAAAAAUUUUGAAGCACACCCAAGACGAGAAUUGGAAGAUUGGAGAUAUUGUGUUCACGUUGGAAAAUCGCAGAUAUGCGGAGAAGCAUGUCGCGUAUGCUGAAUCGCACGAUCAGGCGCUUGUUGGUGACAAGACGAUCGCGUUUUGGCUCAUGGACAAAGAGAUGUACGACUUCAUGUCAGUUGAUUCGCCAUUGACUCCGAUCAUUGAUCGUGGAAUCGCACUUCAUAAGCUCAUUCGUCUUAUCACGAUGGGACUUGGUGGCGAAGCGUGGCUCAACUUUAUUGGAAAUGAGUUUGGUCAUCCGGAAUGGCUCGAUUUCCCAAGAAUCGGAAACAAUGAGUCGUUCCACUACGCCCGUCGUCAGUUCAAUCUUGUCGAUGCCGACUAUUUGAGAUACAAGUUUUUGAACAAUUGGGAUCGCGAAAUGAACAAGUUGGAAGAGAAAUCUGGAUUCUUGCACAAGGGAUAUGCUUACACUUCUUGGAAGCACGAUGGUGAUAAGAUUGUCGUGUUCGAAAGAGGAGGUCUUCUCUUCAUUCUCAACUUCCAUCCAACGCAGAGCUUCCCGGAUUAUUCGGUUGGAGUUCAUGAGCCAGGAGUAUACCAUGUUGCUCUGAAUAGCGACGAUGAACAGUUUGGUGGACAUAAGCGUGUCGAUUCGAACUCGAAGUAUCACACAUUCAAUGAAGGAUAUGCUGGAAGGCGUCAUCGUCUUCAAGUCUACAUCCCGUGCAGGACCGCUCUCGUCCUUGAAUUGGAUUAA